Pristis pectinata (smalltooth sawfish) is the source of this 5660-nucleotide messenger RNA. RefSeq names its product fibroblast growth factor receptor 1-like. Gene Ontology annotation, molecular function: ATP binding; fibroblast growth factor receptor activity; fibroblast growth factor binding. Gene Ontology annotation, cellular component: signaling receptor complex; membrane. The transcript is spliced from 21 exons. The record is from RefSeq and is a predicted model, not a curated record. The coding region runs from base 644 to 3139 and encodes 831 amino acids. NCBI's taxonomy places the organism in Eukaryota, Metazoa, Chordata, Chondrichthyes, Rhinopristiformes, Pristidae. Gene Ontology annotation, biological process: positive regulation of cell population proliferation; fibroblast growth factor receptor signaling pathway; multicellular organism development.
GAUUCCAAGUUGCCGCAAGUAUUGGAAAUCCUUAAAGCAACUUGCUGAAAAGGUUCCAAGAGGCAGGGUGUUGGGUGUCUGGGUUUUGGGUUAUCACGUGUCCCUACUCCCCCUACCCUGCCCCCCCCCCCCUCUCUCUCUAGCCCAGAGAAAGGUGGCGAUGGACGCCGAGGCAGAAGUGAACAAAAGGUAAAGCAGAAGAUACUUCAAAAAGGACCUGAAAACCCUGUGUAAAGACUCCGGCCCGGAACAGGGCUCUCUCCGGACCGUCCCGGUGUGCAAGAUUUUCCCAGGACUGAAUAAGAAGUGUGGAAAUAAGCCAUGCAGCAGACUGGAGCAGCUCUCUCGCACUAGCGCGUUCGCUUCACCAACCUUCCGCCGCGACCCGCAGAGAGCGGGAGCUCGGCGCCUCCCCAGCCCCGAGGAAGGAGGGCAGGGGGUCGCCCAGGACAGAGGAGGCAGAGGGACAGAGUCCGCCCCCUUCCCUCGCAGACUCCGGACUCCACGAGGUGCGCGGGAGAAGAGCUCUCCGCCCGCAGCUGCAACAUUUCCACCUACCCCCUUCAGGUGGCCAAGGAUGCCAGUGGGACGGGAGCCCAGAUGGUGAUAGGUCAGGCUGCGAGAGCGCGGAAGCAGUAGUGGAAUGAUCAGCUGCGUUCACUUGGUGUGCUGGGCUGUGCUUGGCGUGGUCUCUCUCUCCGCUGCACGCCCUGCACUCACUCUACCAGGACAAGUGUCCCUGAAGCAGCGGACGGAGGUGGAGCCGUACUCCACGCACCCAGGCGAUUCCCUGGAACUGCGCUGUCGCCUACGGGAGGACAUCCAGAGCAUCGCCUGGACCAAGGACGGGGUGCAGCUGCCCACCAACAACCGCACCCGCAUCACCGCCGAAUACCUGCAGAUCACUGACUCGGUGCGUGAGGAUUCCGGCCGCUACACCUGCAUCACCAGCGGACCGUCCGGCAGCGAGACCUCGCACUUCGCCGUUAACGUCUCCGACGCUGUGUACUCGGUGGAGGAGGAUGAUGAAGACGAGGAUGAUGAUGACGAUGAUGAUGUAGAGACGGACGAUGAUGAAGGGAACGAGUCGGAUGAAAAGAGCACGAAGGAAGCGCGACCCCCAUACUGGGCUCAGCCAGAGAAGAUGGAGAAGAAACUCCAUGCCGUGCCUGCGAUGAAGACGGUGAAGUUCCGGUGCCCAGCGGGCGGUAACCCACCACCUGUUCUCCGCUGGUUGAAGAACGGCAAAGACUUCAAGCCAGAUCACCGGAUCGGAGGAUACAAGGUCCGAUGGCAACACUGGAGUCUCAUCAUGGAGGGAGUUGUACCUUCAGACAAGGCCAAUUAUACUUGCGUGGUGGUCAAUCAAUACGGCAGCAUCAACCACACGUACCAGCUGGAUGUUGUCGAGCGCUCGCCUCACCGGCCGAUCCUGCAGGCCGGCCUCCCCGCCAACAAGACGGUGACGGUGGGCAGUGACGUGGAAUUCGUCUGCAAAGUCUACAGCGACCCCCAGCCCCACAUCCAGUGGCUGAAGCACGUGAAGGUGAACGGCAGCAAGAUGGGCCCCGACGGCUCCCCCUAUGUCCAGGUGCUCAAGCAUUCGGGGAUUAAUAGUUCGGAUGCGGAACUACUGACGCUGUUCAAUGUGACUGAAGCUGACAGCGGAGAGUAUAUUUGUAAAGUUUCCAAUUAUAUUGGUGAGGCCAAUCAGUCAGCGUGGCUCACAGUAACCAGCCCAAACUUGGAAGUAAUGGAGGACAAGCCAUCCACCUUGUCGUCACCGGUUUACCUGGAGAUCAUCAUCUACUGCACGGGGGCCUUCCUAACGUCCUGCAUGGUGGUGACGGCCAUUGUCAUCCGCAUGAAGAGCACAGCCAAGAAGCCUGACUUCAACAGCCAGCUGGCCGUGCACAAACUGGCCAAGAGCAUCCCCCUGCGCAGACAGGUAACAGUGUCCGUGGAUUCCAGCUCCUCCAUGCACUCCGGGGUCCUGUUGGUGCGGACCACCCGCCACUCCUCCAGCGGUACUCCGAUGUUGGCCGGGGUCUCGGAGUACGAGCUGCCUGAAGACCCGCGCUGGGAGUUCCCACGGGACAAGCUGACCUUGGGGAAACCACUCGGCGAAGGCUGCUUUGGGCAGGUGGUGAUGGGAGAAACCGUUGGCAUCGACAAGGAGAAGCCCAGCAAGCCGGUCACUGUGGCCGUCAAAAUGUUGAAAGCCGACGCCACAGAGAAGGAUCUGUCAGACCUCAUCUCAGAGAUGGAGAUGAUGAAGAUGAUCGGGAAACACAAGAACAUCAUUAACCUGCUGGGGGCCUGCACUCAGGAUGGCCCACUCUACGUCAUUGUUGAGUUUGCCUCCAAGGGCAACCUGCGUGAAUACCUGCGUGCCCGGCGCCCACCUGGUAUGGAGUACUGUUACAACCCCACCCAUGUACCCGUUGAACAGCUGUCCUUCAAGGACCUGGUCUCCUGUGCUUACCAGGUAUCCAGGGGUAUGGAGUACCUGGCCUCAAAAAAGUGCAUUCACCGGGAUUUAGCAGCUCGAAAUGUGCUGGUGACGGAAGAAAACGUGAUGAAGAUUGCUGACUUUGGGUUGGCACGAGACAUCCAUCACAUCGAUUACUACAAGAAGACGACAAAUGGCCGUCUCCCUGUGAAGUGGAUGGCCCCAGAGGCUUUGUUCGAUCGGAUCUACACUCACCAGAGUGAUGUCUGGUCUUUUGGGGUGCUGCUGUGGGAGAUCUUCACGCUGGGAGGGUCACCAUACCCCGGCAUUCCCGUGGAAGAGCUCUUCAAACUGCUGAAGGAGGGGCAUCGGAUGGACAAGCCCUCAAACUGCACCCAGGAGCUCUACAUGACGAUGAGAGACUGCUGGCACGUCAUGCCCUCCCAGCGCCCCACCUUCAAGCAACUGGUCGAAGACCUGGACCGGAUUCUGGCCAUGACGUCAAAUCAGGAAUACCUUGACCUGUCGGUGUCUGUGGAUCAGUAUUCCCCCAGCUUCCCUGACACUAGGAGCUCCACCUGCUCUUCUGGAGAGGAUUCGGUCUUCUCCCACGACCCUCUGCCCGAGGAGCCGUGCCUUCCAAAGUACCCAGGGCGUGCCAACGGGGGCCUGAAGAGGAAGCAUUAAAGGACUUUGUCCAGCGGUGUAAGGCUGAGAUCCCUGUGUCCCUGCCCUCGGGGUCCACACCCUGUUCCAGUCCCACAAGACCACCUCUGACCUUCUCAACAGCCUUGGGGUUUACUGGGGCCAAUGCAAGCUCUGACUGGAAGUUGGACAGCAGGAAGCUGUUCCCCGUGGUGAAUGAUCCAAUUAUCCGAGGAAUCAGACUGAAGGAGUGGAGGCAACGUGAUGGGUUGUGGAUGGAAACAGCUCUGCCAGGGAUUGAAUGGGGGAAUUAAUGUGCUGGGCUGUUUGGGGGGAAUGGGACUGAUGGAAUUGGUCUACAACGAGCUGGCAUGGACUUGAUGGGCUGAGAGGCCUCGUGUGCACUGUGAUCUUGAGACUCUGCCCUUUGGCUUUUGAUCCCUUCCCCACGCUGCAUACCCAGCGGGCGUUGGACUCUGCGCUCAGUGGGAACCCAAGGUCCAGCUGGUUCCUAGGGCCAACCCUUGGGCUUCUUCCCCCACUCACCUGAACCACGGCUCCCCGGGUCACAAUGCAAGUAUCUUCAAACUGCUUUACUCUUCCUCUCCUGAGGAUGCUGGGUUUGGCAGGAGACUAGUUGGGGAGAAGACUGGGAGGAGGUUCAAUGCCAGGGCUCAUCGUCAAGGUGAAAGCAUAUCCAAGGUGUGACCCAAUAAAAUGGGGAAUGGGGGCUUCUGGGGAAAGGGUGGAGGUGAUUAGUUUGCACUCUCUUCAAAUGCCAACAUAGGCCAUUUAGGCAGAAUGGCCUUGUCUUCAAUCUCCUAAAUACUCAUUGGCCCAGGACAUGUUAAUUAUCGUGGUCAGACUUCACCAUCCAGUUGGCCAAGUUCUGAAAUUUCCAGAGGAAACAACGGGUCUUCCACUAUCAUUGGAGCAGGGAUGUGGGGAAUGGGGGUGUCCUAGGCCAGGGCUGAUGUCAUCCUAGAUGGCCUCAGUGAGCUGCUGAAAUUUGGAUCAGUAACAAACUUUAGCAAUGGAGCCUGUGCAAUGGAUACGUUUUUCUUUAAUUGCUGGUGGAAUGAGGGCAACUUAUUGCCCAUUCCCAAUUGUCCCAGAGCUGUUAAAAGUCGACCACAUUGGUGGGUCCGGAGUCGCUUGUAGGCUGGAAGUAACCUCCAGGAUGAAUGGGAAACUGGUCUCCACCACCUUCUCCAGAAUCGAGGUCAGGCCCACCUCAGUCGUCAAGCUGCGUGCUCGGGUGGGAGGAGUCCUUUUGAUCUGGUCCAUCACACAGCAGGUGAAUCCCCACGUUGCUGAGCAGCACAUUAAUGGGUCUCCGCCUCAUUGAAAAGAAUGAGUGGUUGAUUGGUGCUCUUCAUGCUUUCCCUUCCAGCCCUCUCACUGACUUGGAAAUACAUCACCAUUUCUUCAUUGUCACUGGGUCUAAAUCCUGGAACUCCCUCCCCAACAACACUGCAGGAGCCCCUUCGCCAGAAGGACUGCAGUGGUUCCAGAGGUGACUCACCAACAUCUUCUUAAGGGCACUUGGAGAUGGGCAAUAAAUGCUUUCCUCGCCAGCGAUGCCCAGAUCAAGUUACUGCAAACAGAUGAAAAACACAGAGCUAAGAACUCACCAGGCCUGAGUUCUGGGCUGGGAAAAGAAUGAUGCCCUACUCUAGACUGGAGACGAGGCUGCAGAUGCUGGAAUCCGGAGCAAAAAGUAAACCGCUAGAAAAGCUCGGCAGGUCGAGCAGCAUCUAUAGAGGCAAAGGGAUCGUCAACAAUUCGGAUCGAGACCCUACAUCAGGACUGGUGCGGGGUCUCAACCCAAAACGUAAACCAACCUUUUGCCUCCCUGGAUGCGGCUUGACCCACUGAGUUCCUCCAGCAGUCUACUCCCUGCUAUUUGAUGCACUAAUCUGUCCUGAGAUGGAAAAACCUCUCCUCGCGGAUGGUGCAAGUACCAUUUCCACCUCAGAGUCUCCCGUGUUCCCUCCCAGCAGCUGUCGAGCUCCUUGAGGUGCUUCUCUGUGGAGGGUGUGUGGGACCCUCACAAGAUAAUGAGAUGAUGCUCUUGUUUCUUGCCAUGGUGUCAGUUCAACUGGCAAGUAGGGUGAGGGUUUGCCAGCAAUUCAUCUCCCAACAGACAUGCACCCAUUGUUGGGGACCUCCUGAGCUUCAGCCAAAAGAGCACUACAUAUUUUGGUAAGAAUUAACAGGAACAACUCCUCAAACUCUGGGCAAAUUUUGCCCUCCCAACCCAUCCAGUGUUGUUCUUUAUGCCCUGAAGUGCAUCUGGUUUCUCACAAAGUCUCCUGUCUUGACUUGGAAGUUGUUCAAAUCGGAUUCACACAGUUAUUGGUAUGGCAACGGGAAUCUCCCCGACAAUUCAGUUGAAAAUAUGGGCAGAGAAAUGGGAGAUGGAGUUUAAUCCAGACACCUGUGAGAUGUUGCACUUUGGGAGGUCAAAUGUAAGAGGAAAGUAUACAGUAAAUGGCAGAAUCCCGAGAGCAUUGAUGUACAGGGGGAUCUUGGAGCUUAAGACCACAACUCCCUGCAAGAG